This is a messenger RNA of Falco peregrinus (peregrine falcon), 6662 nucleotides long. RefSeq names its product crystallin gamma S (gene CRYGS). The record is from RefSeq and is a predicted model, not a curated record. The coding region runs from base 6026 to 6607 and encodes 193 amino acids. Gene Ontology annotation, biological process: lens development in camera-type eye; visual perception. Lineage: Eukaryota; Metazoa; Chordata; Aves; Falconiformes; Falconidae. The transcript is spliced from 2 exons. Gene Ontology annotation, molecular function: structural constituent of eye lens.
UUUUGAAGGCUGCCGUAGCACAGUAUUUUGUUUCCUACCUUUAAUAUUGCUUGUAAAGGGUAUCAGCUUGAAUGAGUACCAUUUUCAUGUGCUAGUGGAACCUCUCAUGGGGAUAUCUGCUCAUAGCUGAGCACCUAAAUAAGCCAGGCAAGGCAGACAAAGGCAUCGUGUGGGUGACCAAAGGCAGCAGCUGUCGGUGCCUUAUGAAGGAGUAUCCAAGCUUGGAGUGAGAGGAAGGCAGGGGCGUUUAGUGCUCCAGUGUACCCAGCUGUUGUGAUGUUAGAAGUUUUCUGAAGGUCGCUCUUAGCUCCAGGUGAGUCGAGUGAUGCAGUGCAAGGUGAGUUUAUUCUAUUUAACCAACAUUUAAGGGAGGGAUGUGCAUAGUGACCACAGUGGAGCUUUGAGAUGUCCUAGUGGACGUACUGAGUUGCCUUUUGAUAGGACCUACAUUGUGGUUAAACUCUGAUCUUCAGACAGCAUUUGAAUAAAAAAACCCCAAUAUCUAAGUGGCCUCACAGCUUUCUAGCCGUAAGAGGUGUAAGCAACAGCACUGGGCAAUUCAAGACAUCUAAAAUGGGCAGAUUGGUGCUGAGUGUGUCUGCCUUAGGCUGUUGUAUCUGACUGCAUCUCGCAGAGCUGCAGCAGUGUACACGGUGUGGCACGCAGAGCCGCUGUUGCGAGACUGCUUGUCCUGACAGAUUUGAAAUAGGUUCUGUGUGUUUCAGGCGCUGCUGUGCCAAAUUUGUUUCCCUUUGUUUCACUAAGCCUUUGGGCUGGUGCAGUGAAUAGCUGCAGAGGUGUUUUUUCAUAAUGCGCUGGCGGGGGGGGGGGGGGUGGGUGUCCAUAAGCCAGCAAUCCUCGCCCUCCCUGCUCAGUGGGCCAGACUGUGGCUAAAAGCAAAAACCUUUUUGCUCAAACCUCAGACAGUGGUGUAAGAGUUUUGAGUUGAAUUUGUGAUGCUAGCAGAUACGGUCACAAAUCUGGGCAUCGUUCUUUACUAUCUGAUGGGUGAAAUCACUCACUUUGGGGGUGUGUGGCCAGGCAUACUUCUUUUCUUCUGUCAGGCAUCAUUUGGAGCAAUAUAGCUCAAGCUGAGGGUGUGCUAUAAAAAUACAUGGCCUGUUUGCUGCACAGAUGUUUCCAUUGUGAGCUUUUGAUGCAGAGGCUGUUCUUUGCAAGCCUGUGGUGUCUGCCCUGAGCACGUGUUUACUGUUUCCUAGCUGCAUCUUUUGCUGCAUGGGAAUGUUCUCUGAUAAAUAUUGGGUCUCCUCCUUACAAAUGGGGGUGGGCCUUUUAGAGCUGAUGGGAAUGCCUUCUUGUUUAGCAUGCUUGAAAGGGAGAGAGCAGCCAGAUUGCCCUCCGUCCUCCAGGACUUGGCAGGGGGCUGCGUGUUUUGAGUGUGUUUGGCAGAGUUUUGGUGUUCUGACUCAGCAAAUGGUAACAAAGGGAGGAUGGCGAAGCCUUCCUUUAUUCCAUAAUCCUGUUUGCUUUUCUGGAAAUCGGCUAUAGCCUCAGAAUCACUGACUCAAUUUUUGGAUCCUAUUCUCAUGACAAAGCGGCUGUCUGGUUUAAAACAAGCCCAUUAUAAAAAGGGUGCCUCAGAUCCUGGCUGUUUGUAACAGCUUCUGACGUUCCUCCAGCACUGGGGAGCUUGGCUGGAACGGAAAAUGUCCAGAGCUGGAACCAAGGUAAGUUUAUUUGCAGCCUGUUCAUGAUUGUGGCUAAGAGUACAGAAUUUAUCAGGGAUAAGCUGUGGAGAAAAUUUGAUUUCUUUGUUCUGCUGACAGCUUCACCCUCUGUCAGUGUGUCAGCAAGAGGAGAUGCUUGGAAUCCCUCUUCAAAUGGAGGGAAACUGAAGCUGAGCCCUGCCUAGUCUUUUCCCAGAUCUUGGCUGUUUCCUAUAGGUGUGGCUCAGUGAGAGGAUGGAGUUGAACACAGUGACUGGUGAAGGGAUAUUUUAAAAUGCACCAGGAUCUGAUGCCUUAUAAAUUGAUGGUGGAGGCUGCUGUGCCAGCAGUGAAUGUGACGAGCUGCGUUUGCAGAGCAGAGUCUCGUGGAAGGCUUCCUUGGGAGGACCCGGGUCCCAACACCACUAGCAGCAGCCGUUGCAUCCCCCUUCCAUGGUGGAGCAAAGGGUGUGCUGCGACAGAAAGACACCUGAGUGAUGACCAUGUCACUCUGAGAGAUGCAAACCAGCCUUCCGAUUUGGUAGAACCAGCAGAGAUGAAUUUAAACUGGAGAAGGAGGUAGAUUAGAAAGCUCAACUACAGCUAGAGUGGCAUGUGUCAGCUGAGGAUCCAGCUCUAAUGCUCUGUUCUUUGGUCACGAAGUUAGCAGAGCUGGGCUGGUUGGUCACGCAGACCUUGUUGCAGGGUUGGGACUGGGCAGGAAUGAACAGCUGGGAAUGGAGGGUGAGAAUUCGGGGCUGGCGGCCAGUUUCUCCUGUGAAACGUUAAACAACCGUUGAGAGGUUGUGGACAGGUGUACAUGUUUUCACUGUAUGAGUUUGGCUUCUGGGUUACGUUCCGUUUAACCUGUGGAAACUGUAAAACCCAAGGGGGCAGAGGGCUCAGAAGCAGAGUGGUCUUGUAGGCACUGGCUGAUGCUGUGGAAGAUCUGGAUUCAGUCGCUCUUUUCCGACUCCUUUCCUCUGUGAUCUUGGCUGGAAGUCAUUUGGCUAUUGAUGAACAGUCUUUAGAAACCGAGGAUGGUGUGUGCUGCUGGCUGUGAACCUGGUGGCUGGCGGGUUGCAGUGGGAUGGUCUCUACGUACCCGUGCGUAGGGAAGGUGCCGGGGAAACGUAACUGAUCCAUGCUGGAGUCUUCUAUAUGUUUGAAGAUACUUUUGACACGUACUGCCCUUACCCCUGCUGAAAGCCAUGGCCCCUUCGAGCGUGCUGCAGGGAAUUCGUUGAUUAUGCACUGCUGUGGUGCAGCAAAAUGUCUAAGAGAGUUGUUGCUGAAAGAGCUCAAAUCUCCUCUUUUCUCUGUGCUGCGCUCAUCUAGCACAUUCCAGGGAGAAGAAAAGGGCAAAGGAGAGAAUUAAACACAAUUUCUCACAACAUAAGCAAGCGAUCUGCCCCAGGAAGGGGUCGCUGCCCCCAUGCUACUUACUCAAAAGGCAGUGGGUGCUGCUAGUGAUUGUUUACGAGUUUCCUUCUAACAGAGCUGCAGGUGGGAAGAGGUGUGAUAGCUGCUGUGAGGUGGCCAAGGGAGUAAGAGUUUUACAGUCCUGUGAGGAAGAUCUACUAUGGCAAAUCUGUUAUCUGCCAGGUAAGCCCCCAAAAAGCAAAGUUUGGGCAGCGAGCAGCUAAUGGGUUAGGACUGCGAGCAGAGCGACUUGGUGGCUUUGGUGAAGGAGUCGGAGUAAGAUGCGACUGGAAUGGACUGACGAAUCCGGGAUUGAAAUCUGUAAUUCACCUGUCAUUGUCCUGCAGGUGAAAAAUGUCCAUCUGGUCUGUUUGUGCCUGAAUCGCUGGAGGAAAGCUGAGAAGCGCUGAGUGAGGAGGUCUGAAAUGACCGGAGGGUGUGCGCAAAGGGCUGUGGUGGGGAGGGGGUGGGCAGGAGCCCGCUCCUUCAGUCUUCCUCUAAGUAUAGAACAACGAACGACAGUUUUGGUUGGUCACUGUUGUGUGGGAAUGGCCGUACUCUGGUUCCGCUCUUGGAUUUCUUUGGCUAUGUGGCUUGAUAAGCACAGGGAAAACACCCUCCUGGGAACGCCAGGUAGCUCUGUCAAAUUGAAGUUCAGUUGUGUUAAGCUGGGUGGGGAAGGGACAUCAAAUGAGCUUUUUUGUUACAAAAUUAAACUCCGACUGAACCAACUGCAUGCACAGUUGCUGUGGUAGGGCAGCACUGGAGGAGCUGGCUCUGCUGGAUGCCAGCCAUGGAAUCAAGGCAGCCUGUGCAAAGCCAAGUCCAGAGGUGAUGGAGACCUGUUCCUCUCCCACCGCCAGCCUGCUGUGAGGCUGGAGGAGGUGCUGCUCUGCCCGGGCAGGGUGCUGCCUGCUGAGACCAGACCUGUGGGCUGAGAUCCAGAUGUGUAAACCAGCAGGGUUGUGGCUGGCAAGGGCUGACCAGCAUCGCUAACUACUCAGAAGUAGCGGUGCGGGAAAACAGGAAUUGGAGGUUUUAGUGCACAGCUUUUACGAUCUUUAUUCACUUGCUGGAAGGGUGGUGGCGAUCUCCCAGCUCUCCGUUGUGCUGAAGAAGGGAAGAGCUUGCUCAAGAGGGAGAGACGUGAGGACAGGUUGCUUUUCGAUGUGCCGACUACUUUGUGAUAGGAAAUCAGUCUCUUGAAAGUAAGAGGGAAAUAACAUUAUCCUAAUAAAGGUUUACUAACAAGCCACAAGACCAACAACAUAAAUCCUCUGGCAUGAUACCUGGUCAGGCUGGCGGGACACACUGACCAUCCAGCUCCAGGAAAACUGUGACUAAUUUAUUUUUUAACACAAAGUGAAUGAAAAAAAAAAAAAAAUAGGGAGGGGGUUGUCCUAGAUUUGAGUCUAUCUCCUGGGUUGAAACUGUGGCAAUGAACGGUAUUGUCAACAGCAGUCAUGUUAGACCAAUACCAGUAGCCGAAGUACAACCAGCCAGGAGCAAAAGGUGGUCCUGUGUCUUAAUACUCAAGCUAUGGAAAAACUGUGGGGAAAAAUGGAUUACAGAGUACUACGUGUUAGAUGUUUAAACCAUUGUGGCCAGAAAAAUUCUCUCCAGAGCAAUUGGGGGAAUUGGCUGAGGUGGUCUCAGAUGCUACCAAAUAACCCAGCAGCAUGUAUGGGGCUGGGGUGGUACUGGAAGGCUGGAAAAGGUGAAAUGUCUUGAGUACGUGGUGCAUUGGAUCAACCAGCCUGCAUAUCAGCUGGUUUGAUGCAAGGCUCUAGAAGACACUGAAGUAAUCAAACUCCUGUUAAGGUGGAAGAUGGGCUAGUAAUUGGGUGCGGCUGAAAGGGUUUUACUGAGACUGGUUCACAUCAAACUAAUGUAAUUUUGAGCAUGGUCUGGCAUCACAGUAUCAUAAACCAACAAGGGGUGUAGUCAAAAUAGACAUGCUGGUUUGGGAACCCUUAUUGCAAAAAGCAGCUCUUGAUCAGUGUCAUCUGGAAGGAUCUAAAAAUGGGGCUGAAAAAGGGACUGCUCUGGGUCUAGAGCCUGGCAAUAUUCCCACAAAGAGUUUUUUGAAGGAAGCACGUGUUGUCUCUCCAGGGCUGCCUGGGUUGGUGAUACCUCGGGCGAGAGGAAUGGGAUUUGCUCACCAGCUCUCAAGACCAUUUCAAAACAGGUUGUGAUCAAGUAGGGAAGAAGUGUCCCUAAGCAAAGUGCUUUGCAGUCAGCUGCUUGGCCGUAGAGCAGGUCUUGGGAAAGAAAUGUGACAAAUUGGAAGUGUCAGCUGUAUCGCAAACUUGCAGCAACCAAAGCAGAAGCGGCCAAUUGCAAAUGCAGUCCUCGGAUUUCCAAAGAAUUCUGCUGUCCACCACGUACGUGGAGCAGCACUCCUUUAGCUUGUGGCACUGGUAAAGCUUGCGUGAUGUCCAGCUUUUGGCACUGACUUUUGAGAAAGCAAGCUGUGGAGUGUUAGAGUGGGAACAAGGAGGACGCUCGCAGGGCUAGAAGAUGUGACCCAGGGGAAAAGCGACCUCACCACCCCCUUAUCAGUAAAGGUCUAACUGCAAACACUCGGUAACGAAAUGCUGCUUAGUGUAGUCCAUCGGCUGCUUAUAGCUCCCUUGGUCAUUGUUUAGUAACUACUGAUCUAGAGAAGGUGGGAGGGAAAUGUAUUAAUAGUGUUUUGCUGCAAAGAGGACAGGGAGGGACUUCACCAGGGGAGCUUUGGGUUGGAUUGGGACCGAAUCAGGUGCUGGGCAGGGCAAGACAUUGGUGGCAGCUGUAGGUGUUGGGGCCAGGCUGGUGAAUUGGCUGCCACGGUGAGCUGGGAUGCAGUUGAUCCUGCUCAGCGGUGGAGCCUGAGGAGUUUUUGACAUCCCGGGGGCUCUGUUUUCAGAUAUUUCAUGCCAUGGUACAGCUAGAAUAUGGAUGCAGACACGUGCCGAGGGACGAGGAACCUCCCUGCUUUCCUUUCUCUGCUUGUGUUUCAGGUCACCUUCUAUGAAGACAAGAAUUUCCUAGGCCGUUGCUAUGAGUGCGACAGCGACUGCCCCGAUUUUCACACCUACCUGAGUCGCUGCAACUCCAUCCGUGUGGAUGGAGGCACCUGGGUGGCCUAUGAGAGGCCGAACUUUUCUGGGAACAUGUAUGUUCUGACGCGUGGGGAGUACCCUGACUACCACCACUGGAUGGGCCUCAACGACCGCCUUGGCUCCUGCAAAGCCGUCCAGAUACCGAGUGGAGGCCGGGGCCACAUCCAGGUCUUUGAGAAAGGAGAUUUUGGUGGGCAGAUGUUUGAAGCCACUGAAGACUGCCCUUCUGUCAUGGAGGAGUGGCACAUGCGCGAGGUCCAUGCCUGCAGAGUGCUGGAGGGUGUCUGGGUUUUCUACGAGCACCCCAACUACCGGGGCAGGCAGUACCUGCUGCCCAAGGGGGAGUACCGCAAACCUGUGGAGUGGGGAGCAGCGAGCCCCGCCGUCCAGUCCUUCCGCAGCAUCGCUGAGUGAUACAGCCCAUUGACUGGGCUGCCAGAAGCCAUCAAUAAAGCAACUGAGUCGCUCA